Molecule: messenger RNA, 1340 nt
Organism: Jaculus jaculus (lesser Egyptian jerboa)
Lineage: Eukaryota; Metazoa; Chordata; Mammalia; Rodentia; Dipodidae
Gene: Lcmt1
Product: leucine carboxyl methyltransferase 1
Exons: 11
Coding region: 160-1143 (327 amino acids)
Biological process (GO): C-terminal protein methylation
Cellular component (GO): cytosol
Molecular function (GO): protein C-terminal leucine carboxyl O-methyltransferase activity
Source: RefSeq, a predicted model, not a curated record
CGUCCGCCGGAAGGCUGCUUGUGCUGCGGGCGGCGGUGUCGCUGGCCCUUUCCAGCUCGGUGGCGGGUUCGGUGCCGAGGUCUUGUCGCGUAGCUUGCUGCUUCUGUCGCCCUGCUUCCAUGUCCCUGGUGGUCGCAGCACCCCGGACCCUGAACGCCCAUGGCCGCUAGUCUGAGGGAGUCCUCGUCGAGCCGCGACGUGGACGACGAGGGCGUUCGCGGCACCUGCGAGGAUGCUUCCCUGUGCAAGAGAUUUGCAGUAAGCAUUGGCUACUGGCGUGACCCAUAUAUCGAGCACCUUGUGAGGCAGUCUAAAGAAAGGAAGGCACCUGAAAUUAACAGAGGAUAUUUUGCUCGAGUCCAUGGUGUCAGUCAGCUUAUAAAGACUUUUCUUCAGAAGACAGAAUGUCAUUGCCAAAUUCUCAACCUUGGGGCUGGGAUGGAUACCACCUUCUGGAAAUUAAAGGAUGAAGGUCUUCUUCCAAGUAAAUAUUUUGAAGUUGACUUCCCAAUGAUAGUUGCGAGGAAGCUGCACACCAUCAAAAGCAAGCCUCUCUUGUUCAAACCCAUCCUAGAGUUACAUUUGGAGGACACUCUUCAAAUCGAUGGGUACAUGCUGGAUUCAAAAAGAUACGCUAUUAUUGGAGCAGAUCUCCGAGACCUGUCUGAACUGGAAGAGAAACUAAAGAAAUGUAACAUGAAUACACAGUUGCCAACACUCCUGAUAACUGAAUGUGUGCUGGUUUAUAUGACUCCAGAACAGUCGGCAAACCUCAUCAAGUGGGCAGCCAACAGUUUUGAGACAGCCAUGUUCGUAAACUACGAACAGGUGAACAUGGAUGACCGGUUUGGGCAGAUCAUGAUUGAAAACCUCCGGAGGCGACAGUGUGACCUGGCAGGGGUAGAAACCUGCAAGUCAUUAGAGUCACAGAAAGACCGGCUGCUGUUGAAUGGGUGGGAAACAGCAUCAGCAAUCAACAUGAUGGAGUUGUACAGCAGGUUACCACGAGCAGAGGUGAACAGAAUAGAAUCCCUCGAAUUCCUGGAUGAAUUGGAGCUUCUAGAACAGCUCAUGCAGCAUUAUUGCCUGUGCUGGGCCACCAGAGGAGGCCAUGAACUUGGCUUGAAGGAGAUAACCUGCUGAUCUGUGGAAGGCUCAUGCUUAGGCAGAAGCUGAUGUCUCUGGAAGAAGAGGUCACUGGGCUUCCUCAGGGAUGGGGAGGCCUCAUCUCCAGCCUGGAUCCUGUCCCUCAGAACCUCAGUUGUGAAGGUGUUUGUGCCAGAUCUUGACCCCGAUCCUGUUAACUUAUCAUUGUUUAAAUAAAUCUCACUUGCCAGUUA